AGUUCUUUAGAGUCUCAGACCGGUUCUGUCUCCAUCCGGACCACCUCCUCCACCUGCCCACCGUCCUCCGUCCGUCAUGCCGGGUGGCCAGACCCGGAGCCGGGCCAGAGACCGGAACAAUGUCCUGAACCGGCCCGAGUUCCUGUCCCUGAACCAGCCGUCUCGUAGGGAGCAGGCGGCGGGGGAGGGACGGGGCGGCGGGUCGAGGAGACCUGUGUUCAGACAGCAGAGUCAGCAGGAAGACCCCGGGGGGAGACCAGUUCUGGUUUUCUGGGCCUGGUCUGUGUUUCUGGCUCUCAGGGGGACCAGGGAGUCCUCUGACGGGGGUCAUGCGGCAGAUGGGGGACAGAAAGAGGCCUCCCGCUUCCCGGAGCAGGACUGCAUGCAGCUGAACCCGUCGUUCCGAGGCAUCGCCAUCAACUCUCUGCUCGCCAUCGACAUCAGCCUGUCCAAGCGUCUGGGCAUGUGCGUGGGGGCUCAUGGCCCCGGGGCCCCCCUGCGCUCCAUGGUGACCCUGCUGGCCUUCACGGGACACGCCCUGCCCUGGAUCUUCGGGACCCUGAUCUGCCUGUGGAGGAGCAACACGCUGGCCGGACAGGAAGUGCUGGUGAACCUGCUGCUGGCCCUGAUCCUGGACCUGAUGACCGUGGCUGGGAUGCAGAAGCUGGUCAAGCGUAAAGGCCCGUGGGACUUCCCUCCGGGGUUUUUGGACUACGUGGCCAUGGACAGGUACUCGUUCCCGGCAGCCCACGCCAGCCGAGCCGCCAUGGUGUCCAAGUUCCUGCUGAACCACCUGGUCCUGGCGGUUCCUCUGAGGAUCCUGCUCUACCUGUGGGCCCUCCUGGUGGGCGUGUCCCGGGUCCUGCUGGGUAAGCACCACCUGUCGGACGUGGGCUGCGGGUUCGCUCUGGGCUUCCUUCACUUCAGUCUGGUGGAGUCUGUGUGGCUGGACUCGGCCACCUGUCAGACCCUCGUCUCGAUCGGCACGCUGCGCUGGACUCCACUGCUCUAGAACCCGUUUGAACCGGUUCUGCUGGGAGUCGGACUGCAACAGACUGGUGGGCUUCAGUUUGGACCGGUUCCUGUUGGGUCUGGGAUUGUCCUCAUGUGCACUCUGUAGUGGAAGGAACCGGUUUAUGUGGGACUGAACCGGUUCAGACUGGUGUAAACGGAUCGGUUUGGACCCUGUUGGACUGAUUCUUCUUGUUUUCCACUAAACUGGUUUUGAUUAGUCUGAACCCGUUUAAACUGGUUUGAAAUUGUGUGCUUUGGCAGAAUAAUAAAGUUUUUGUUGGGUUCUGGUUGGUUUGUCUCAGAAGUGGAGACAGUAUGAGCUGCUGGAUAAAUGUUCUUAAACUGGAUUAAACUGGUUUACACUGGUUUACACAGAUUUAAGCUGGUUUCAACUGGUUUAUAUCAUUUUAAACUGGUUUAAAGUGAUUUACACCAUUUUAUUUGGUUUAAACUAGUUUACAUUGGUUUAAACUGGUUCGAACUGGUUUAAACUGGUUUUGAUCAGUCUAAAUCCAUUUAAACUGGUUUGAAAUUGUGUGCUUUGGCAGAAUAAUACAAUUUUUGUUGAGUUCUGGUUGGUUUGUCUCAGAAGUGGAGACAGUAUGAGCAGCUGGAUAAAUGUUCUUGAACUGGAUUAAACUGGUUUACACUGGU
Austrofundulus limnaeus is the source of this 1668-nucleotide messenger RNA. RefSeq names its product probable lipid phosphate phosphatase PPAPDC3. The transcript has 4 exons. The record is from RefSeq and is a predicted model, not a curated record. Gene Ontology annotation, cellular component: nuclear envelope. Gene Ontology annotation, molecular function: sphingosine-1-phosphate phosphatase activity. Lineage: Eukaryota; Metazoa; Chordata; Actinopteri; Cyprinodontiformes; Rivulidae. The coding region runs from base 77 to 1012 and encodes 311 amino acids.